AUGUAUACGCAAUAUUAUGGAAGUGGAGUGCCUCAAAAUGAUCAAGUCCAGGACAAUAAUAUCGAGAGAGGUGAACAAGUCUACAGACCUGAUGCAAACCGUGUGCAGACACUCCAAAACCCAUUUCCAGUCAUGAACAUGAAUAUGGGAAUCCAAGGACAGCAAUAUGACCCUCGGUUCUUAAAUCUGUUUAAUCCUGCCAUAAAUCCAAAUGCAAGAAUGCCGUAUACUAUGGUUCCAAAUACGUGCGGUGAUGGAAUGAGAACGAUCGCCAAUCCGUAUGAUAGAAAUUUGUACGCCUAUGGAGUUCCGAUUCAAUUUAUGAGUAUGAAUUCUGCUGGGUACCCAAAUAUGGGCGUGUACCCGCCGUAUAUGGGGAUAAAACAAGGAGUUCCCAUCGCUCCCACAGAUCGGUCUCAAAUGUUGCCCCCUAAUGGGGAUUAUGCUCACCAGCAAAUUGAGAAGCAAAUGCAGUCGUUUGUUGGUGCUCCUUCCUCCGUUGCGUCCUCCAAUUUGCUUCCAUCUCGCGAAGUGCCUCCCAUACUGGAGAAGAAAGAGGCAGCGCCUGCCGUUGCAUCGGCUCCCACUCCCUCUACCCCGGGCCUGCCCGUGAUGCCCUACCCUGCAUCAGCCGGUCCUGCCCCAAUUCCCGCUUCCAUCGCUCCCUCAGCGGCCCAGCCCGCCGUUCCUCAGCCCGCCGUUCCUCAACCCAUCUCCCAGCCCGCCGUUCCUGCCACGACGGCCACUCCCAUGUCUACCACGACUUCCACGUCCACUUCGGAAUCGCCCACGCAAGUGGCGGCUUCGUCUUCGCUGUCGAUGACCUCAUCCAGCCAGUCACUCGCGACCGCCCACUUGGCGCAGACGGCCACCCCGAUCAAUCCCGCGGUUCCCCAGCCCAUGGCGCAGCCGGUGCAGUCCGCAGCCCCAGCCGUGCAGCUCGGAGUCCCGCAGCCCCAGCCUACCGAGCUGGCCGCCCCGCAGCCGAUGACUCAGACGGUUCCGCAGCCGAUGACUCAGACGGUUCCCCAAUCGGUUCCCCAAUCGGUUCCACAAUCGGUUCCCCAAUCGGUUCCACAAUCGGUUCCCCAAUCGGUUCCACAAUCGGUUCCACAAUCGGUUCCACAAUCGGUUCCACAAUCGGUUCCCCAGUCCUCCUCCACAUCGAUCCCCGCUCCCUCGCAGCCCUCUUCACAGACGCCUCUCCCUCCCCCCGCCUCCACCGCCGUUCCCACUGCUCCCGUUCCUGCUGCUCCUGCUGCCACCCUGGCGCCCGCAGGAUCGGAAGACACGGUUGUGAAGUCGGAGAGCGCUCCCGCGGUGAAGAGCGAGUACAGCGACGAGUCGAUGGAGCAGAUCGCGAUCAUGCUUCUCCAGAUCGCCAAGCGGAAGGAGCCCUCGCCGUCCCCGGCCCCCACCUCCGCGCCCGCUCCCGCGCCCGCGCCCGCGCCAAGCGGCGGUCCCGCUGGGUCCUACAUGCUUCCUCCGGACUACUCGAUGCAGCUGCCCUGUCUGGACAUGAAGGACAAGCGGCCGCAUCUCAACGAGGUGGGCUACUCGCCCUACCCCAUGGUCUGUCCCUCCUACUCCUACUCGGCGCCCAAGACCGCCUGCUCCUACCCCGCGCAUCCGCGCAGCGGCUACGUCCCCUGCCAGGUCCCCGUGCAUCCGCCCAUCCCCACGCCCGUCCCCGUGCACAAGCCCACCAAGCCCAGCCCCACCAGCGGCGACUACUUCGUCUUCUGCACGGUCUGCCGCAAGGGCACGCCCAUCGACGUCUCCAAGCCCAUCCCCGAAGUCUUCAAGUGCUCCGGCUGCGGGUUCUCCUGCGCGCUCGACACCCAUCUCCUCGCCUACUACAACCUCCCCGGCGCCAUCGCUCCCUCCGUGCCCGUCGCCGCGCCCCCCGAAGCUCCCGCGCCCGAAGCUCCCGCGCCGCUUCUAUCGAACUCGCCGGUCGUCGAUCCGCGCCACACGCUCCAGACCGUCCCGGCCGCCCAGGCCGUGCCCACCGUCCAGGCAAUGCCCACGCUCGACUCGGCAGUGCCCACCGCGGACUCGGCAGUGCCCACCGUGGAGCAAGAAGUGCCCGUGCUGGCCCCGAAGAACUUCGCGGCGGCCUCGGCUCUGCCCGCCUCCGACCUCUCUCUGGUAUUUCUUCUUCUUUUUUCCUUCUAUCCAGGCGACGUCCCUCGCGCUGCAGCCGGCUCCGGACCAUCCGCUCUCCUCCUCCGAGCUCCAAGCCCUCGCCGCGCGCCCCUCCCUCCCUCCCAGCGAGCCCGGCAAUUCUGCAACCUCUGA
Molecule: messenger RNA, 2301 nt
Organism: Blastocystis hominis
Lineage: Eukaryota; Bigyra; Opalinata; Blastocystidae
Exons: 2
Coding region: 1-2301 (766 amino acids)
Source: RefSeq, a predicted model, not a curated record